ACGCAAUCGCAGCCCUAGGCCUGGGUGCUGGGCCAGGAUAGCACAAUCAUAUACUUGAACACAUUCUGCACAGCUUAGCGACCCGAAUUUUCUGCAUCUCUCUUUCAAUGGGCGGAUUCGAACAUAAUAAACACACGAUCAGUUUCGUUUGCCGCAGAACACGAGGUUUGGGUAAACGCUCCAUAGUCGUACUCCAGGUCUUGAAUCUCUCCCAAAAGCCCCUCUUUAGGCUCUUACUGCUGCCGAGGGCAAGCUUCUAGCUUGCCUCUUCGGAGACAAGGACGUCUGGCACAAGUCUGGGGGAGAUACCCUGUUUAUCAUUUUGUAUCAGCGAGUGUUUGGACUGUGACGGCUCGCCCUGUCGCAUGUCGCAUGGUGUUUGCCGCUCACGCUCUCUGAACUCGAUCCUAUGCUACGUGUUAUUGGUGAACGAAUGUUGCGCAUCCGUGCUCGGUGAAGGAAGGACAUCCGCACUUCACUAUCCGGCCAGUCUGUUUUCUGCAACUUUACUCAAGCAGGCACGUCCUCGCGACUAAUGAUAUGGAAACAUUACCGCCACGCACAGCCAGACGUAGGCCGCAGUCACUCCAUGGCCAUGCCAGCGGUCAGUAUCGUGAACGUACCAAUUCUGAUCCCAGACUGGUGAUGCAAACAAGCCCUCACAAGGAUCCGUUCACCGUGCACCAACGAGGGUCAUGCCGGCGAGUCCAUAAUAGUGAAGAACCUCCGCUUGUUUCCAGCAGUCCUGUUCCACCGCCGAGAAGUGCUGUGUCUCUCAGCAGCACAGAUUUGGACAAGACGAAUGGCGUUGGCCCGAUGAAUCAUCCAGUGUCAACACAGAAGCAGGCCACCCUGGAUACACCUGCACACCGCAUGACCCGAUCUGCCAGCUAUGGACAUCAGCCACGGUCACACAGUCGAGAGGAGCCCCGCCAUGAGCCAGUAGUUCAUCGACAACCGCAUCACAGUGCUGGAAAUGUGAUUGUAUCUUCUCGCAUGACCAGGUCGAUCAGUAUGAGUAGUGGUCCAAGCUCACGGCUAUCGGGUCAGGACAUGAACCGCUACGGCACUAUGCCGGCCGCGGUGGACACAAGACCACCGUACGGUUCCGGGGAUUCGGACCUGCUCGAUGAAGCCGAUCCUGGGGCAUAUUUGGACUUUCAACCUGACGCUGAUAAAAUGUCCAGUACAGGCAGCAUAAACCGUAAGCCAAGUUCAACCAGCUCGGGCUGCAGCUCCAGCCCGCGGAUGUUGAAUCGCGACGGGUCCUAUCCCGGACUGGUGGCACCCAGACCAGAGCCAAGACAGCACCAUCUCAGCUCAAUAGACUCGGGCGUGGUGGAUGCACCUUGGCAUCAAGGACAUAGUCAGAGACUAGCCACGGGCUCAGGCAGCUCCCAGCCUCUGCCCGACACAAAGCUGAGUCAGAACCUGGAUGAGGAGGAUGAGGAUUGCGAGGACGCGUUUGACCUCGCUCCAAAUGCGGUCUUCUCGCCACGCCCCGGCAACAAGCCAGUGCCGAGCACCGCGACCAGACAGACAUUUGAAAACGGUGGACGUCCUCACUACAGACCUCUGGACUCGGACCCAAGCAGUGGCAGCACUCGCAAUCCGGCGUACGUGAGUGCCAGAGGGAUCACGAUGGAUAAUUCAGAACGACGAGGUCUCGCCCGACCAGUCACCGCCGGUGUCAUUCUGCAGGACUCGUCGACGCAAAUCAGCAGAGAUUCCAAGUACAGCAACCCAAAGGAAUGGGCUAACGAAUGUUUACAGGAUUUUGAUGAUGAAGAAAAGGAAGAAGAGGCGGAAGAGGUGAAGGAAGCGUUGGGAGCUGAAUGGCAUGAAGAAGGGAGAGGUCACACAUCACCAGCUUGGGAUGACGGCAGACCAAGUCUUUUACAUGAUGAAGAUUCCGGCCAAUCACCAAGGGAGCAUUUGAUUCUGGAGUUCAUUCGUUCAGAGGAGGAAUACGCACACGACUUGCAACGCUGUGUUAAUGAGUACUUAGAGCCACUUGAAUCCACAGAAUUUGUUAUGACGGAGAUUCUCUUCGGCAAUAUUGAGAACCUUCUCGAAGUUGCGCAAACGCUGCUGAGGCAACUGCGGAGGAGUACGCAGCAUGGCACAGGUGAGGACUGGUGUAUUGGCAACUGCUUCACGGACAUGCACCGGAACCUUGCCAUCGCUUACCAGAUGUACUGCAGCAACUACAGCGAGGCCUGCAAACUACUGUGUGAGCUGCACUUCAAUCCAGACUUUCAUGACGCAUUGCUGAGGCUGAAUGAUGAACAAAGUGAUGAUGGCAGAAGACAGCAGCACCAGCAUCAGCGGAGUGCAAGAGACCUGCGGAGAAGCUUGGCACUGCCCACGCUCCAUUUGCUGAUGUACCCGAUGAAGUUGCAAGAACUGUAUGAGUUCACACCCAAGACUCACCCAGAUCGCAGGGUGCUGAGGGAAGCCAUUGUGUUCCUCGAGGACAUGUCCUUUGUAAUAACAAGCAUCAAGAGAAGGAAGGCACUGCGUGAUGGGGACGAUGUCGGAGUGGACAGUGUAUGCUCUAAAGAAUUCGAGCGGGUACUGGAUAACUAUGUAGCAUCACUGAGCAGCCCACCGACUGACAAGACACCCGCCGGAUCUCAGCGUUCAUCCACUAUAGGACGGCAGGCUAGCCAGCAUGCAUUCAGCUCUCCACAGAGAGGGCUUUCCGAUGUGAGGGAGGAGAGACUGAAGGGCAUGGAGAAUGAUGUUCCACCUCCGACAGCACCCCGCAUCACGGGCGGCGACCGGUUCCCACCACUGCCCGUGCGCCAAGAACGCCCAAUGUUUGCAGACGACGGCGUUGAAGAAGUGGAGCCGGAGAUGCAUGAAGACCCAUCUGCAUGGUUCAACUAGAUGUGCUACGAUCUAAGAAGGACAAGUAGACUGAGUUGAGGAUGGCGUGGUGACUUGUAUUCUCUGUGAGCUGUAUGCUACUAAGCUGUAUACUGUAAAUUUACAAAAUUUCGGCCCUGCAAAAUUUCAGCACUUGAGGAUUUGUGACAUUUCGGCGGCGAUUUAUUUUCGGCAUGGGGUAGAGGGCAUGGUAUAGUGCGACAGAUGCUGGGAAAAAUUUCAUCGGCGUUUUAAUUUAGGCGUUUUGGGUCGGUGCCGAAUAUAGCCGAAAUUAAAUAGCUGCCGAAAAUUUGUAUAUUUACAGUAUUUGUCCACGCCGGCCUUCACUUUUUGUAAACGUGUGAAAGUGAACGUGCAAGCAAGUUUCACAAUUCACACUGUUUACUUUGAAGUACUUCAGUAGAUGUAAUGCUUCUUGUAAUGCAGGCAGUUUGGGCGCACAAAGCCAAUCACAUUUUUCACUCUAAAACUUUUCAUGUGAGUGGUAUUUUAGAGUUUAUUUUUAUUUUUUAUUUCUUGCCUUAUCUCCCAGGUAGAUACUGCUGACUUGAUCAACUGCAUCUUCAGAAUAUUAACUCUAUCUAAACCUUGCAUUUCUAGCCCACACGCUCAGGCUAUACAUUUGAACGGCUGUGACCUGGAGUGCAAUGGCUACACUAUUGUGAACAGAAAAGUUACAUUUACUUCAGUAGGCUAGGAUUUGUAGAUAAUAUUCACUGGUUUGAGGGGAAGACGCAACAAGUGCUCGUUAAUCUGCUAUUGUUGUGUUUAUUGUUUUUCUUCUAUAAAAAGCUAUUUACAUUGCUUGCGCUGCUAUCGCUGCUGCUUUUUUGCCAUUUUGCUUAAAUACAGGUUUCACUCACUGUG
Sycon ciliatum is the source of this 3759-nucleotide messenger RNA. RefSeq lists its product as uncharacterized. Lineage: Eukaryota; Metazoa; Porifera; Calcarea; Leucosolenida; Sycettidae. Gene Ontology annotation, cellular component: cytoplasm. Gene Ontology annotation, molecular function: guanyl-nucleotide exchange factor activity. The record is from RefSeq and is a predicted model, not a curated record.